AUGGCUGACUUCCUAUCGAAAACUAUUUACUAUUUAUUCGUAUCUGCGCGUACACGUGAUAUCUUUUCUGAAGUAUGGGUAAUGUUGCAUACAAAGUCAAACAUCCUCAUGAACUUUUACACUCAAGCUCUGUUCCAAGACACGGUCCGUCCGACUACGGCGCGCACUCACGCAGUUCAUUCACAACUACCGAUGCGCCAUGGAAUGUAA
This is a messenger RNA of Adineta ricciae, 210 nucleotides long. Lineage: Eukaryota; Metazoa; Rotifera; Eurotatoria; Adinetida; Adinetidae. The record is from the annotation of a GenBank genome assembly.